CACGGUCGGGUCGCCCCAAGCCUCUUCCUGCUCGACGCGGUCGACGAAGUACUCAUUCGUUCUGGAAUUGGGCCCUUCCGUACGAUACCAUCGCUGUCGAGAAGCUCAAUCCGUUCUUACGGCACGACCUCGUUCUCUGUAAUUUAUCCCCUUAUGUUGGAUUACACCUCAGCGGUGUAAUGGAGACCAUACUGCGACCUUGCAGCUUUAGCUAACAUGGUGAUUUUUCGAAGUGAAUCAUUGAGUUCUACACGCUAGGUUUGAUGGCUCGUGUUCGUGUCCGCGUAUAAUUCAUCUUCAGUGCAUCCAUUUCCAUUCGAUUGAAUCGGAAUGAGCGCAAUUCCAUCUUAAGGAUUUUCACUCUCGCACCUCCACGCCUACCUCCAUUCGCUCUCAUAGAAACGUAAUUUCUUAAUUACAGGCGGUGGGGUGUGAGAACAACCCCACCGCCUCCACCGGUAGCGUAUUUGAUGGCGGAUGUACAGCGCAAGAGGACUCUUCGGGCGCUCCCUUCGGCGCUAAGAACUCUUCUCCUCUUGCGAGAAUAGUGACUCAACCUUUCGAUCUACACUGCAUGGGAUCAAACACCUCUUGUAUUCCUCAAGUCUUCUGGUUGAUUCUCUAGAAACGAUGGCGGAUGUACAGCACAAGGGGACUCUUCGGGCGCUCCCUUCGGCGCUAAGAUCUCUUCUCUUCUUGCGAGAAUAGUGACUCAACCUUUCGAUCUACACUGCAUGGGAUCAAACACCUCUUGUAUUCCCCAAGUCUUCUGGUUGAUUCUCUAGAAACGACAUGAAAACUCAAACCUAGAUAGAUAAAUACGGUACUUAACAUUACGCUAUUAGGCCUAUAAUAAAGCGUGAGAGUUUUUGUUUUUGGAUUAUCGGAAGAAAAAGUAGUUAUGUGUUGAUAGAUCUUAGUUUGCCCAUUUUCUAUUCUCAAUCCCACACUUUACUAUGAGAUUUGUCAUGGAAGCUAUAGGAAUAUCUUCAAGGUUGCAUCUAUUGAUGUUUUUGGAUGCUUCAGGAGGUGCAGACUGGAACUCUAGUCGUAAAUCUGGUGUUCGGGAUUAAGUUUCUUUGUAACAGAGAGAUUUUACCAGGAGUAGCAUUUAAUGUGGUCGACAUUGGAUGGAACUCCGCCUCAUGAGCUGAGUCUCUUGCCGGAAGCAAGUUCCGCACUCGCUCGAUGAGCUACUGGUGACUUGCUAAAGUAUUAUCGCAACCGGUGGGCAUUGGGGACUAUUACGUACAAAAGCUCAGGAUGAUAUCGAUCUAACAUAUGAAGGAUGUGGAUGCUUCUCACGGGACCUGUUGAUAUUUGAUCUCUCUCUUGGGAGGUCUCCUCUGCUGCAGGAGGGGACAAAUAGGCACGAGGUUGCUCUGUUGGUCUGGCAUCGUGUUUCACCCUCGGCGCAAGUGCUGUGCCGCAUCACAACAGUCAAUCGCUGGAUGGAAUAUAGUGGAGCUUUUCUGAAAGAUGAUGCCAAAAAGUUACUGAGGUGGUGGAAAGGUUCGAGUUGUAACGUUCAGAUGAUCGGUGCCCAGGACAUUCCGUCUGUUGUUUCCAGGCUUUACCACGAGGUUGCGGAAGGUACAAACUCGAACCUUUUCAUCGACUUCAACCAGAAAGUGGAAAAUCAGAUCAUCCGCUGGACAUGUCAAGGAAUUUGUUCUUCGCAUGUGCAGAUAGGCUCCUUCGUCGUCGCGCGAGAGUUUCAGAAAGUCAAAUAUACUCUCUUUGACUUGAAGAUAGAAAUUCGUUCCGCUGAAGGAAUGUGCACAAUCCCCAGAGGCAUCGAAUCCCCAGAAGCAUCGAUGUUGAAAGAGCCAAUUAUAUGACGUGAGACUCUGAAGACACGAGAUGGCGAACCAUGAACUAAAAUGCUAGACAUGGAAACUGCAGUCCAGCUGAAAAGUCGUCAGGUUCGUGCAGUAAUCAUUAAGAGUAAUCUAUCCAGGGAGGUGCAAUUGCUCCGACUACAUCCUAUUGUAGAAUGAUGGGGAUGAUAAUUUGCAGAGUCCAGCUUGCUUGUGGUACGGAGAACGGAGCUGCUUUCUCUGCCUGGGAAUCGCGACUGACAUAUUCCCAAGGCUGGUUGGCGUGAAUGAUGUGUGGGCACCUUUCAGAAAGUUGAAGGAGGUUCUUUCCCGACCUUUAUAUCAUUGUUCACCGUUACUCUUCCACAUUACUCGGAUUAGAAUGGAGCCGCUCUAUGAAUUUUGGAAGUGUUGCAAUCGGCCAUGCUUUUCCCCCGAACGGUGUUAUGGGUGGGGUUACGGCAGGAAGUGUGCUACCGAUUCUGUCAUGGGCAUUCGAGUGGCGACGACUGAUUGAUCGAUUCUUCGCAUCUUUUGAAGAAGAGAUCCAAGACGUUUCUCCUCUAGAGCGACGGAGAGGAGCAAUAAGGUGGGCAUCGUCAAGGAUUUGAAGCGCAUUCGGCGGCAAUGGACUUCAGCGCCUCGGCACUCGAUAUCGAGGAGCUCGUAGCGGCGUUUGCCGAGAUGGAAGGGACGGAAUUGGACCAGAUGAAAGAGCUGUGGAGAAGUCGGAACUUCUCGUUCAUCCAUGAAGCGCGGCCCAAGGACAUAAUUCCCUCGUUCUACGCACAGGCGCUGUUCUCGUCCGCCUUGAGCCAUGUGGUGGCGGAGGACGCAUCCCUAUCGUGGAAGCUCGGAGGCCUGUACGUGCUGUACAUUCUGCACGAGACGCAAGCCUUGGAAGAGCGGUACAAGAUCUAUCUGGCGCUGGAGGAACUGGAGGCGCUGAUCAGCCUGGUGAGGCUGAUCAAGCAGCGGCGCCUCGCCGUGGCCUUCAAGGUGGUGCAGAGGAUGUUCGACGAGCAGAUGUUCUUGUUCGGGUCCGUGUCCGCCAACCAGAAGCGCAUCGCCUCGUGCAUGGACAAGGUCGCGCAUCAGGCCGCGCUGAGCGUGCAGCAGGCGCGCUCGCGGCUGCUGGCCAACGUGCCAGCGCGCGAGCACGUGGAAGGCCAAUUGGUGCAGGACUUGGAAUUGGACGCGCUGGCGCCACUGACCAGCGACUACGCUGCCGCGCGGAACCGCGCUCUGCGCCUCGCGGGAGACUCGAAUCGACCGGCGGGCGAGGACGAUGCGAACGAGGUCCGCGACGCGCUGCGAGAAGCGCAGGCCUGGGAUGUGCAGAAGUCGGGCAUUCUGACCUCGGCCGCCGAGUCCAGCUCCAAGCGCCCUCUGCCCACGGCCUUCCGCCGGCCCCCCGCUCCCAAGCAGGCCCGCCGGGGCCGCAAAACCAUCGAGGAGUACGAGCGGGAGCUGCGCCAGCAUCGGGAAGCCCACCGCACCGAGGGCCCUGACGCAGAGUACGAGAAAGAGCUCGAGGAGGAACUCGACCGCGCUCUUGGUCUGGACUGACUGACGCUCAGGAUUGCAGACCAGCUCUCAGCUUCUGCAAUCUCUGCCGGGCGCGUCGAGCAUACACAUUUUCGAUUCUUCUGACGUUUGCCUCCGACGUCCUGAAGUUCUAAUUGGUGACCACGACAUUCUCGUCCUGGUCAUGGCUUCGUAGCGAACGCGACAUUUUGCAUUCAGUAUUGGUACCUGCCUCCCGUGGUACCAAUACUGAGGUUUUACCACGGGAGGCAGGAAAACUGAAUGCAAAAUGGAAGGCCUCCCUCGUGUUGGUGGUAUUCUGUAAAACAGUACUCCCGAGUUGAUUUUGAUGCGAAGCGCGUGUGGUGUUUGACCUUGCUACAGACCGAAGCACGUUCGUUGUGAGCUUGAUUGCACGAAAGUCAUGACCUUAAAGGUGAAACUUGCACUACGAAAUAGGAAGAUUUUCGUAGUGCAAGUGUGCGCGUCACAUGAAAGCAAUGCCUCGGGAUGUGCUUGUACGCCGCCGACCUACUUUGCAUGGAUUGUGAACAGAAAUUGUGGACGAUGUUGAGUUGUGGAAGACGGAGAUUGUGCAGUACGUCGGAGACGUUAUAGCCUGAACUACGGAGAAACGAAAUGAAUUUCAUGGUAGCUCGACAGAAACGGCAAUGGGGGAAGGAAUGAUAAUCGCUGUCUUCUGCCGGGCUGAAGUUCUGAAUGAUGGGAUCACGAGGUCAGUAGCAACGAAGGUGAUAGCAGAUGUCUUGUGACCUUAAACUGACACCAUUAUUGUCAGCUCCAUGCAAUGACGUGCAGGAGAGCCCUCACCAAAUAUUCCGAAUGUAAAUUUCGAGUUUUUUCUAUGUGAUGUCUUUUGAACGCAUGGGACGACGAGGAACUCCAUUGUUUCAUUGAAAGUCGUACUCUCUUCUGAAUUGAGACUGACACGCUGCGACACAAGAUGAAAACGUCAUAUUUUCAUCGCUCAUGACCAGAAACAUGCAGAAACAAGUGAAGACCUAUUUGUACAACGGUUAGUCUUUCACCACACUGCUGCUUCAAAUUGUUCCCUUCACUUCAGGCUGUGUUUGAAUAACAGAGCGCUUGUCGUCUGUCCGAAACGUAAGAAACCAAGCUUUAUAUGUCGGGUAUCUCAUGUCGGGGUAUUACAGCUAACGUUGGUAAGCUCUGUUAAUGUUACUCCAACAAAGACGACAUUUUGGUCACUACUGAACACAGUUUAGUUUAGUUGUUAAGUUUGUAGAGAAGCAGAAAUCUUACCAAGAUUAGCGAGGCUUUCUUCUGGAUAACAUUCUGGCCAUUAAGGCUUCAGGAUCUUGUGACAAAACUUUUCUUUUAUUAUCGUUAUCGAAAAUUAUCGUUACAUCCGGUUCCCCACAGAGAUAAUUUUGUUUGGUAUAUAUCUCUAGUAUCGCACCAGAUUAUACAGUAAAAACAACUUCCCAAGCAAAAUUGCAAUAGUU
Messenger RNA from Marchantia polymorpha subsp. ruderalis, 4834 nucleotides. The record is from the annotation of a GenBank genome assembly. Lineage: Eukaryota; Viridiplantae; Streptophyta; Marchantiopsida; Marchantiales; Marchantiaceae.